AUGGUUGGCAUCCCGCGCAGCAGCAGCUGUCGCGAGUGUCUUCAGCGUCGCGUCAAAUGUGAUCGCACCCACCCAGAAUGCGUCCGCUGUCUAACACGCGGGGUCCGCUGCCCGGGCUACCGCAAGGUCCUGAAGUUUUACAACCGAACCCCCAGCACGAGCGACUUCGUCGACGCGCGAGCAUUCGAAAACCCCGAUAAAGCAAAUCCGUCCUCCAGUUCGUCCUUUUCCUCUACCUGCCUAGUCCACGCCCGCUCCCGCGCAAGCACACCAAUCGACUCAUCGCUCGUGCCCAAUCUCACCCGCCAAGCGCUCGACCUGCAAGCAAAAGAAGUCUUCGAAUACGUGAUCAUGACUACCUUCCCGCUAACCUUCACCCACUUCGCACCGCGCCUCGACCCAAACUGGCUCGAGUUCAUCCGCCACCACCAGCUCGCGCAAACCGAGCCAGUCGAGCGCGCAAUGCGUGUGCUCAACCUGUGGUAUUUAGGCGUGAAGCACGACGACGCAUCCAUAAUCGACCACAGCCGCUACGCAUAUGGCGGCGCACUGCGCUCUCUGGCGCGCUUAAUCGCGAACCCGAAAACGAGGACGGCAGAUGUUACACUAGCGACGGCGAUUAUGCUUGCUGUGUUUGAGAUGUUGGAUCCGCUGACGCCGCACUCGUGGCUCGUUCAUAGCGGGGGGAUUGGCAGGUUGAUAAAGCUACGGGGGGCCGGGGUUCAUGCAACCGGAUUUGCGAGGACGAUGUUGGUGACCAUCCGGUCAUUUUUGCUCGCCGAUGCGUUUGUGCGUCGGGAGUCCUCGUUCCUCGGCGGAGAUGACUGGCGCGAGGCGAAUGAGGAGGCGAGUGCGCUUGAGUUUCGGGCUGGGAAGGGGAGCUGGAUUGGGAGGGUUCUGGAUUUGGUGUUUAACGAGAUUAGUCUGGGGCCGGGACUUUGGGCUGAUGCCACGGCUGUCAUUGCAGGCGAAAAGGACGCUGGUGACGUGUCAAGAGAGGAACUGAUUGAACGGAUUAAGAGGAGUCGAGAAAUCCAGCGAAAUCUACAGCGCCAGCUUGCGUCGGCGUCUGGGGAGGAUGGGAUAAGUGAGAUGGAGGAAAAGAAGAGCGACCCCGGUGGACGACGGGAGAUCGAGCAUGUCCGGGCUGUUGUCGGUCGGUGCCUUCAGGGGUUGAGUGCCGGCGUCGCGCUGCUUGACCAGCUUCUUGUGUUGCUCGAGGCAGAUAAGAAGCGCAUUGGCGUUGACGGUCGCAGCGAGGAAGUAGGUGCUUGGUGCCGUGUUCCGGUCCCGAACGCCACCAUCGAAGGCCCAUUCGCGGGAGAUGAUCGGACGUUGGACUGGUUAGAUCAUAUUUCGAUGUCGAUGGGAACGCUUGCGAUUUCGAACAAGCCAACGGGCGCUGGCGAUUGA
This is a messenger RNA of Aspergillus puulaauensis, 1413 nucleotides long. Its product is annotated as Zn(II)2Cys6 transcription factor domain-containing protein. The record is from RefSeq and is a predicted model, not a curated record. Gene Ontology annotation, molecular function: zinc ion binding; DNA-binding transcription factor activity, RNA polymerase II-specific. The transcript is spliced from 2 exons. Gene Ontology annotation, biological process: regulation of DNA-templated transcription. NCBI's taxonomy places the organism in Eukaryota, Fungi, Ascomycota, Eurotiomycetes, Eurotiales, Aspergillaceae. The coding region runs from base 1 to 1413 and encodes 470 amino acids.